Messenger RNA from Kuraishia capsulata CBS 1993, 864 nucleotides. RefSeq lists its product as uncharacterized. The coding region runs from base 1 to 864 and encodes 287 amino acids. The transcript has a single exon. Gene Ontology annotation, biological process: vesicle fusion; Golgi to vacuole transport; intracellular protein transport. The record is from RefSeq and is a predicted model, not a curated record. Gene Ontology annotation, molecular function: SNAP receptor activity; SNARE binding. Lineage: Eukaryota; Fungi; Ascomycota; Pichiomycetes; Pichiales; Pichiaceae. Gene Ontology annotation, cellular component: membrane; SNARE complex; endomembrane system.
AUGGCAUCUUCUUAUGAUGAGGCCAUUGCCUUAGAAGAGCAGCCCAUAUAUAGGGAUGUUCCUGAAUUCGAUGGGCUGGUUGAAAAACUCUCAAACAGACUGCUGGAGAUUAACAACAGCCUGAACAAUCUCUCGAGGAAUGUGACUUUCCUGGAGGAGAAACUGAGAGAUAUUAGAUCUCGGGACGAUACCACGGAGGAAGUUUCUUCCACCGUUAACAAGCAUCUGCAAACAGGUAUAUCACUAAUCAACAAAAUCAUGGCCUUCUUCAAGGAGAUAAGCCCCUCCAGUAAGGAGAUCCAAAGUAUAGAUGUUGGUGAUCUAAACGUUGCCCAGAAGUUUGUGAGGGAUAAGCUUGUUCAAAGUACCGCAUCAGCGCUGCGGCGGUUCAAUGAAUUGCAACAGAAGUUCACAGAUUUGGAAGAAAUGUCAAAUGUGCAGGAUGAGCAAGCAUUCGGGCUAAACCAAGAAAGUCAUACUAAUGGGUCAAAUGGCUUCCACCAACAGCAGCUGCAGCAGGAGCAAGAACAGAUAAUCAUAAACUACGAACCUAUAAAUGCUGAAGAGCUUGAGUACCAGCAAAAUCUCAUUGCUGAAAGAGAGACUGAGAUCGAGAACAUUGCCAACGGCGUGGAAGAACUGAACGAGCUUUUCCAAGAUCUUUCAACCCUGGUUACUUCUCAGGGUGAUAUUGUGGAUAACAUAGAGAGCAACUUGUACUCGGUGGCUGCAGAUACGAGGCAUGCACACAAAGCUCUUUUGAAGACCGAGAGAUACCAAAGGAGAUCUAGAGGUAUCUGUCUGUGGAUCAUGAUCAUCCUGGGGGUGGUACUCCUGUUUUUGAUCAUGAUAAUAUUUGCUUGA